This is a messenger RNA of Periconia digitata, 1032 nucleotides long. Lineage: Eukaryota; Fungi; Ascomycota; Dothideomycetes; Pleosporales; Periconiaceae. The record is from the annotation of a GenBank genome assembly.
AUGCAAACAAUCCUGUCAACGUUACGCGCAAAGCCCAACGAGCUAUUUAAAAAAUUCCCAACCCGAUUGUUUCCCCUCACCAUCCACCCUCACCUUACUUCUCCACCUCCACUUAGCCACAUCUCUCUCUACUCGACCCGUACAUACCUCACAAUGGCAACCAUCGAGCACCCCACUAUCAAGGAUGGCUGGUUCCGCGAGAUCUCUGAUAUGUGGCCCGGCCAGGCCAUGACCCUCAAGGUCAACCAGGUUCUUCACCACGAGAAGAGCAAGUACCAGGACGUCCUCAUCUUCGAAUCCACCGAUUAUGGUACCGUCCUAGUUCUUGACAACGUCAUCCAAUGCACCGAGCGCGACGAAUUCUCCUACCAGGAGAUGAUCACCCACCUCGCCCUCAACUCCCACCCGAACCCCGAGCGCGUGUUGGUCAUUGGUGGUGGUGACGGCGGUGUCCUCCGUGAGGUUGUCAAGCACGACUGCGUCAAGAAGGCCGUCCUGUGCGACAUCGACGAGGCUGUUAUCCGUCUCUCCAAGAAAUACCUCCCCGGCAUGUCGGUCGGCUUCGAGCACCCCAACGUUGAGGUCAUCGUUGGUGAUGGCUUCAAAUUCAUGGAGGACCGCAAGAACGAGUUUGAUGUCAUCAUCACCGACUCUAGCGAUCCUGAGGGUCCGGCCGAGGCUUUGUUCCAGAAGCCAUACUUUGAGCUACUCAAUGGCGCCCUUCGCGAAGGUGGUGUCAUCACCACUCAAGGUUCCGAGAACCAAUGGUUGCACAUGCCUCUGAUUGCUGGCUUGAAGAAGUCUUGCAAGGAGGUUUUCCCCGUCGCCGAGUACGCCUACACCACCAUCCCCACCUACCCAUCCGGUCAGAUUGGCUUCAUGGUAUGCUGCAAGGAUGCCAACCGCAACGUGAAGAAGCCUCUACGCUCCUGGUCCUACGAGGAAGAGGAGAAGCUGUGCAAGUACUACAGCAAGGAGAUCCACGAAGCAUCCUUCAUUCUGCCUACUUUCGCUCGCAAGGCCCUUCGCUGA